This is a messenger RNA of Coregonus clupeaformis (lake whitefish), 1734 nucleotides long. RefSeq names its product E3 ubiquitin-protein ligase RNF4. The record is from RefSeq and is a predicted model, not a curated record. Gene Ontology annotation, biological process: positive regulation of transcription by RNA polymerase II. The transcript has 8 exons. Gene Ontology annotation, molecular function: zinc ion binding; transcription factor binding. Bases 193 to 759 code for a protein of 188 amino acids. Lineage: Eukaryota; Metazoa; Chordata; Actinopteri; Salmoniformes; Salmonidae.
GUAGAAGAAGCGUUUCCGUUGUAUUUGGUUAGCAGGCUGCAGGAGACGGGAUGUUGUCUUUCAAAAAGUGAUUGAAAAGAUUAUUGUUAAAUUGGUCUCAAGAGCUUGAGUUGGAACAGAAGUGGAUUUGUAAGCGUGUACUAUAGCUAAGUGACAUUUGGCCGAUUUCACCCACACCUUCCCUGUCACGAAAUGAGCAGUACAACACAGAGGAAGAGAAGGACUGGAGCCCCCUCAAGUUCCAGACGCACAGCCAAGAGUAGCAGAGUCACCACCACUGUGCCACCUCGUGCAGCAGCCGCUGCUGAGACCAUUGCUGUGCUGGAGAGCAGCAGGACUAGCAGUGAGGAGGUGGUGGACUUGACAUGUGAAGGUUCUGAUCCAACUGUGGUUGACUUGACCAACAAUGAUUCUGUGGUGGUUUUCGAUGAAGGGCUUCGGGGCAGACGUGGAGCUGGCGGUGAGAGUUACGUGCUGAGCAGUGAUGAGGAGGGGGAUACCAAUGGAGGCCUCAGUGCUGACCUCCUAUCCUCUCUACAGGCCAGCAGUAGUGCCAGGUCUACCCCAGGUACAGUCAGCUGCCCAGUGUGUAUGGAUGCCUAUGCUGAGAUCAUUGAAAGUGGGAGACUAGUGGUCUCCACAAAAUGUGGUCACCUGUUCUGCAGUCAGUGCCUCCGCGACUCACUGUCGAGAUCCCACACUUGCCCAACCUGCAGAAAGAAACUCACCCACAAGCAAUACCACCCCAUAUACAUCUGACACCAAACACCCAUGAGAUUCAUCCACUGGUUUCACCCUCUCCAAACCUGUAACACUUUUAAUCAUACCUGACUAUAUCACUGCCCCCUACUGGACAUAAGCAUACCCUUUUCUUUCACAUACACAUCUGACCGAUGUUUCUUCUACAUGACUCACUCUUAUGCCAGCACACAUUCACCUACAUUUUUUGACAGUUCUUCCACCUAUUACUGCUGGUCAUUCAUUUCAUAGUAAUCAGAUCGUUGUGGAUCUCCAUUACCAGUGACCACAACCAAGAAAAUAACUAAGCUCAGAAGCUAUAUUCCCUUUGAUCAGAUACUGUUUGAAUUAAAUGCCACAUUUUAAAUUGUAUUUUCAUUUAGCAACUGUUAUCUUGCGCUUUUUAUUUUGUAAUAUCUUAAGUCACAUGUUGUGUUGAUGGCAAUCACAUGUGAAUGGCACUUAAGUUGCACUAUGCAGAAAUCGCGACAACAUUUCCUGGUUGCUAGCUCUUAAUAGUUUGCCUAAUUUCAGUUUGUGACAAAAUAAGCUAGUAUAGUGUAGAGAAUCAUUGCACCAUCUAAACCGCUGUGAAAUAUAUUUUCCAUAACCAAAAAUAUUGUUUCAGCUUUUUUAAGCUGGUGUACAAAACUGAAAGCAAAAUACUUAAGAACGGGAAGCAUAGAAAUAGUGCAUAUAGAACAGAUCUACUGCUUCUUAGACUUUCAAGUAGAAUGAUAGAUCUAUAACCCACAUUUCUAUGUGAAUUUGGUCUGGUUGCCCAAAAAGUUACAUAUUGCCACUAAUGACAAUGAGGAGACUCUUAACUCAAGUAGAAAUGUCUGAUUUAUUGCUGCUUAGUAGGUGGAUGUCUGAAUGGUGGGUGUUGCUUGAAUUUGGACAUCACCAUUGUUGUAAAUAAUGUUGUGUAUGUAUGUGUGGAUAGAUAAAUAAAGGAUCAGUUAAUUUAAGGUUCAAUAAAAAUGUUGAUUCAAA